Molecule: messenger RNA, 261 nt
Organism: Eremomyces bilateralis CBS 781.70
Lineage: Eukaryota; Fungi; Ascomycota; Dothideomycetes; Eremomycetales; Eremomycetaceae
Exons: 3
Coding region: 1-261 (86 amino acids)
Biological process (GO): mitochondrial electron transport, cytochrome c to oxygen
Source: RefSeq, a predicted model, not a curated record
AUGUUGUCCUCCACGGUUUCCCGAUCGAGCGCCAAGGCCGUGCAACAGGUCUCCCGCCGCGGCUUCCACGCUACGCGGUUACGAGCACGAGACAUCGAGUCCCCUGGAUAUCGUCCAUUCCAUUACCCCGAGGGACCACGAAGCAACAUUCCUUUUGACCCGUUGAAGAGGGGAUUCGCGAUCAAGUACUGGGGAUUCAUGGCUGUCGGGUUCGGUGCUCCUUUCGGAAUCGCAGUGUGGCAAACGUACAAGCCGAAAUAA